Saccostrea cuccullata (small rock oyster) is the source of this 842-nucleotide messenger RNA. Its product is annotated as multidrug resistance-associated protein 1-like. NCBI's taxonomy places the organism in Eukaryota, Metazoa, Mollusca, Bivalvia, Ostreida, Ostreidae. Gene Ontology annotation, cellular component: membrane. The record is from RefSeq and is a predicted model, not a curated record. The transcript is spliced from 5 exons. Gene Ontology annotation, biological process: transmembrane transport. Gene Ontology annotation, molecular function: ATP binding; ATPase-coupled transmembrane transporter activity; ATP hydrolysis activity. Bases 1 to 699 code for a protein of 232 amino acids.
AUGAAACUGUCUGAUGGUAAAUUCACGCCCUUACGCUUCACCCUGAAUACAUCAUUGGAUGAGAUAGGUAUUGUAGGCAGAACAGGAGCUGGGAAAUCAUCCGUGACGCUGGCACUGUUCCGCAUCAUUGAACCAGCUGGAGGAGACAUUAGAAUUGAUGAUAUGUCGAUAUCUUCUAUGGGUCUACAUGACUUAAGAUCUAAAAUAACAAUACUACCGCAGGAUCCUGUCAUAUUUUCUGGAUCAAUCCGUUCUAACUUGGAUCCGCUCCAGAGAUUUUCAGAUCAGGAUCUUUGGGUUGCGAUAGAGAGAGCUCAUAUGAAAGAUUUCAUCACUAACUGUGUAGGGCAGCUAGAUUACGAGUGUGGGGAAGGAGGUCAAAACUUAAGCGUUGGUCAGCGACAGUUGGUGUGUCUAGCUAGAACUCUACUACACAAGACAAAGAUCCUGAUUCUGGACGAAGCCACGGCAGCCGUGGAUGUAGAGACAGACGAACUGAUCCAGAGGACGAUUAAAUCAGAGUUCAGUGACUGUACUGUACUGUCUAUAGCUCAUAGACUCAACACUGUGAUGGUUUACGAUAGAAUAAUGGUAAUGGACAAAGGAUUGAUAGUCGAGUUUGGAGCCCCACAAAAACUACUGGAGGAUAGAUCCGGGAUCUUCUACUCGAUGGCUAAAGCUGCUAACCUCGUUAAUUAACAUAUUUUAUCUAGAAUCAUUACAUUACUGAGAAAUCACUUAUCAAAUCCCAUGAACCAAUAUAUUUUCCUCAAACUGCGAAAAUCUUACCUUUAGAAAAUUUGUGAUUUUACAGUAUUAUUUUGUACCAGUUUCUCAAUAAA